AUGGUAUCAUUGAAGAAACUUGCCAAGAAGGUGAAAGCUAGUGGUGGAGCUGACCCUAACACUAACCAUGAAUGUUUACUUAAGGGGUACCAAGAAGAAUUCUCCACAAACACAACUCCAACGGGUUAUUUUGCACUUUAUGUAGGGGAAGAACAUCAGAGAAAUGUAGUUCCAACAAGCUAUCUUUCUCACCCUUUAUUCAAGAUGUUGUUAGAGAAAUCAUACAAUGAAUUUGGGUUUGAGCAAAGGAAUGGCCUUGUAGUUCCAUGUAGUGUUUCAACAUUUCAAGAGGUUGUAAAUGCUAUUGAAUGUAACAAUGGAAAGUUUCACUUGGGCAAGAUUUUUCAUGAUUUUGUUUCAAGUGUAGAAAAAUAG
This is a messenger RNA of Trifolium pratense (red clover), 375 nucleotides long. RefSeq names its product auxin-induced protein X15-like. The record is from RefSeq and is a predicted model, not a curated record. The transcript has a single exon. Lineage: Eukaryota; Viridiplantae; Streptophyta; Magnoliopsida; Fabales; Fabaceae. The coding region runs from base 1 to 375 and encodes 124 amino acids. Gene Ontology annotation, biological process: response to auxin.